AUGUCCCAACGUCUAUUCUCCGCCUUGAAAAAAGGAUCUCCCAUCCGACACUUCCUUAAAGAAUUCUCCUACUAUAGUCUCAUAAUCGUAUCAUGGAUACCCGCCGUGAUCUUCUUUCAAGAACAUGUCGCCGCGCUGCACACCAUUAAGGGCGCUUCCAUGUAUCCGUUUUUCAAUAGUGGAUAUAAUGAGAGUCAGUCGAGGGAUGUAUGUUUAGUUGAUAAGAGGAAUCCUACUGAGGGAUUGGAGAGGGGAAUGCUGGUGUCUUUCCGAUCCCCCUACCGUCCCGAAAACCUAGUAGUAAAACGCAUCAUAGCACUCGAAGGCGAUCGCGUCUACACGCGCGCUCCAUAUCCAUACCCAAUAGCAGAUAUACAGGCGGGACAUGUAUGGGUUGAGGGGGAUAAUAAUGCGGAUGCGAGAAAUUCGCUAGAUAGUAAUCAUUAUGGUCCUAUUGCGGUUAAUUUGAUUAAUGGGAAGUUGACACGAGUGCUUUGGCCUUGGGGGAGUAUGGGGCGUAUUAGGUGGGAGGGGUGGAGGGGGAGGACGAAGGUGGUUAGGGGGUGGAAUGGCAGGGGGUGGAAUGGCGGGGUGUGA
Molecule: messenger RNA, 597 nt
Organism: Sclerotinia sclerotiorum 1980 UF-70
Lineage: Eukaryota; Fungi; Ascomycota; Leotiomycetes; Helotiales; Sclerotiniaceae
Exons: 2
Coding region: 1-597 (198 amino acids)
Biological process (GO): mitochondrial respiratory chain complex assembly
Cellular component (GO): membrane; mitochondrial inner membrane peptidase complex
Molecular function (GO): serine-type endopeptidase activity
Source: RefSeq, a predicted model, not a curated record